Molecule: messenger RNA, 6842 nt
Organism: Castor canadensis (American beaver)
Lineage: Eukaryota; Metazoa; Chordata; Mammalia; Rodentia; Castoridae
Source: RefSeq, a predicted model, not a curated record
AAGAAGGUUCAGGGACUCAGGCAUCGCCACUUGACCAGUCUCUCAAGUUCCAGGAAGCCUCUGCCCUGAUGGAAUUUGCAGGUGUGGAGAUGACCAUGGGAUGCCAGGGCCGUGGGGGACUGUUUAUUUUCUAGGUUUGCAGUUUCUUGUUUUCCCAGUGGAAUUUGGAAGGGGUCAUGAAUCAAACUGAUGCUUCUCGACCCCUAAACUGGACCAUCCGGAAGCUGUGCCACGCAGCCUUUCUCCCAUCAGUCAGACUUCUUAAGGCUCAGAAAUCUUGGAUAGAAAGAGCAUUUUAUAAAAGAGAAUGUGUUCACAUCAUACCCAGCACCAAAGACCCCCAUAGGUGUUGCUGUGGUCGUCUAAUAGGCCAGCAUGUUGGACUCACUCCCAGUAUCUCUGUGCUUCAGAAUGAGAAAAAUGAAAGUCGCCUCUCCCGAAAUGACAUCCAGUCUGAGAAGUGGUCCAUCAGCAAACAUACUCAGCUCAGCCCAACGGAUGCUUUUGGGACCAUUGAGUUCCAAGGAGGUGGCCAUUCCAACAAAGCCAUGUAUGUGCGCGUAUCUUUUGAUACAAAACCUGAUCUCCUCCUGCACCUCAUGACCAAGGAAUGGCAAUUGGAGCUUCCCAAGCUUCUCAUCUCUGUCCACGGGGGCCUGCAGAACUUUGAACUCCAGCCCAAACUCAAGCAAGUCUUCGGGAAAGGGCUCAUCAAAGCUGCCAUGACAACUGGAGCAUGGAUAUUCACUGGAGGGGUUAACACAGGUGUUAUUCGUCAUGUUGGAGAUGCCUUGAAGGAUCAUGCAUCUAAAUCUCGAGGGAAGAUAUGCACCAUAGGUAUUGCCCCCUGGGGAAUUGUGGAAAACCAGGAGGACCUGAUUGGAAGAGAUGUGGUCCGGCCAUACCAGACCAUGUCUAACCCCAUGAGCAAGCUCACUGUUCUCAACAGCAUGCAUUCUCAUUUCAUCCUGGCUGACAAUGGGACCACGGGAAAAUACGGAGCAGAAGUGAAACUUCGGAGACAACUGGAAAAGCAUAUUUCACUCCAGAAGAUAAACACAAGAAUCGGUCAAGGUGUUCCAGUGGUGGCCCUCAUUGUGGAAGGAGGACCCAAUGUGAUCUCGAUCGUUUUGGAGUACCUUCGAGACACCCCUCCUGUGCCGGUCGUUGUCUGUGAUGGCAGUGGACGGGCAUCCGACAUCCUGGCAUUUGGGCAUAAAUAUUCAGAAGAAGGCGGACUUAUCAAUGAGUCUUUGAGGGACCAGCUAUUGGUGACUAUACAGAAGACCUUCACAUACACCCGAACCCAAGCUCAGCACCUAUUCAUCAUCCUUAUGGAGUGCAUGAAGAAGAAGGAAUUGAUUACGGUAUUCCGGAUGGGAUCAGAAGGACACCAGGACAUUGAUUUAGCUAUCCUGACAGCUUUACUUAAAGGAGCCAAUGCCUCGGCCCCAGACCAACUGAGCUUAGCGUUAGCCUGGAACAGAGUGGACAUCGCUCGCAGCCAGAUCUUUAUUUAUGGGCAACAGUGGCCGGUGGGGUCCCUGGAGCAAGCCAUGUUGGAUGCCCUAGUUUUGGACAGGGUGGAUUUUGUGAAAUUGCUCAUAGAGAAUGGAGUAAGCAUGCAUCGUUUUCUCACCAUCUCCAGACUAGAGGAAUUGUACAAUACGAGACAUGGGCCCUCAAAUACAUUGUACCACUUGGUCAGGGAUGUCAAAAAGGGGAACCUGCCCCCGGACUACAGAAUCAGCCUCAUUGACAUCGGCCUGGUCAUCGAGUACCUGAUGGGCGGGGCUUACCGCUGCAACUACACUCGCAAGCGUUUCAGGACCCUCUACCACAACCUCUUUGGCCCCAAGAGGCCUAAAGCCUUGAAACUGCUGGGAAUGGAAGAUGAUAUUCCCUUGAGACGAGGAAGAAAGACAACCAAGAAGCGUGAAGAAGAAGUGGACAUCGACUUGGAUGACCCUGAGAUCAACCAUUUCCCUUUCCCUUUCCACGAGCUGAUGGUGUGGGCUGUCCUCAUGAAGAGACAGAAGAUGGCACUGUUCUUCUGGCAGCAUGGCGAGGAGGCCAUGGCCAAGGCCCUGGUGGCCUGUAAGCUCUGCAAAGCCAUGGCUCAUGAGGCCUCUGAGAAUGACAUGGUUGAUGACAUUUCCCAGGAGCUGAACCACAACUCCAGGGACUUUGGCCAGCUGGCUGUGGAGCUCUUGGACCAGUCCUACAAGCAGGAUGAGCAGCUGGCCAUGAAACUGCUGACAUAUGAGUUGAAGAAUUGGAGCAAUGCCACAUGCCUGCAGCUGGCCGUGGCUGCCAAGCACCGGGACUUCAUUGCACACACGUGCAGCCAGAUGUUGCUCACCGACAUGUGGAUGGGUCGUCUUCGAAUGCGCAAGAACUCAGGCCUCAAGGUAAUUCUGGGAAUUCUACUUCCUCCUUCAAUUCUCAGCUUGGAGUUCAAGAACAAAGACGACAUGCCCUAUAUGACUCAGGCCCAAGAAAUCCAUCUCCAAGAGAAGGAGCCAGAAGAACCAGAGAAGCCCACAAAGGAAAAAGAGGAAGAGGACAUGGAACUGACAGCAAUGUUGGGAAGAAACAACGGGGAGUCUUCCAGGAAGAAGGAUGAAGAAGAAGCUCAGAGCAGGCACCGGCUAAUUCCCCUGGGCAGGAAAAUCUAUGAAUUCUACAAUGCACCCAUCGUGAAGUUCUGGUUCUACACUCUGGCGUACAUCGGAUACCUGAUGCUCUUCAACUAUAUCGUGUUAGUGAAGAUGGAGCGCUGGCCUUCCACCCAGGAAUGGAUCGUCAUUUCCUACAUUUUCACCCUGGGAAUAGAAAAGAUGAGAGAGAUUCUGAUGUCAGAGCCAGGCAAGCUGCUGCAGAAAGUGAAAGUGUGGCUGCAGGAGUACUGGAAUGUCACAGACCUCAUAGCUAUCCUUCUGUUCUCCGUUGGAAUGAUCCUUCGUCUUCAAGACCAGCCUUUCAGGAGUGAUGGGAGGGUCAUCUAUUGUGUGAACAUCAUUUAUUGGUAUAUUCGUUUACUAGACAUCUUCGGCGUGAACAAGUAUCUGGGCCCUUAUGUAAUGAUGAUUGGAAAAAUGAUGAUAGAUAUGAUGUACUUUGUCAUCAUUAUGCUGGUGGUGCUGAUGAGCUUCGGGGUCGCCAGGCAAGCUAUCCUCUUUCCCAAUGAGGAACCAUCAUGGAAACUGGCCAAGAACAUAUUCUACAUGCCCUAUUGGAUGAUUUAUGGGGAAGUGUUUGCAGACCAGAUAGACCGUAAGCAAGUUUAUGAUUCUCAUACACCAAAGUCAGCUCCCUGCGGACAGAAUGAGACCCGAGAGGAUGGCAAGGUAAUCCAGCUGCCUCCCUGUAAGACAGGAGCAUGGAUUGUGCCAGCCAUCAUGGCCUGCUACCUCUUAGUGGCAAACAUCCUACUGGUCAACCUCCUCAUCGCUGUCUUUAACAAUACAUUUUUUGAGGUAAAGUCAAUAUCCAACCAAGUGUGGAAGUUUCAGAGGUAUCAACUCAUCAUGACUUUCCAUGAGAGGCCAGUUCUGCCUCCACCUCUGAUCAUUUUCAGCCACAUGACUAUGAUAUUCCAGCACCUGUGCUGCCGAUGGAGGAAACACGAGAGCGAUCCAGAUGAGAGGGACUACGGCCUGAAACUCUUCAUAACAGAUGAUGAGCUCAAAAAAGUGCACGAUUUUGAAGAACAAUGCAUAGAGGAAUAUUUCAGAGAAAAGGACGAUCGGUUCAACUCAUCCAAUGAUGAGAGGAUACGGGUGACGUCAGAAAGGGUGGAGAACAUGUCCAUGAGGCUGGAAGAAGUCAAUGAGAGAGAGCACUCCAUGAAGGCUUCGCUCCAGACCGUGGACAUCCGACUGGCACAGCUUGAGGACCUCAUCGGGCGCAUGGCCGCAGCCCUGGAGCGCCUGACAGGUCUGGAGCGGACUGAAUCCAACAAAAUCCGCUCCAGGACCUCCUCAGACUGCACAGACGCAGCCUACAUUGUCCGCCAAAGCAGCUUCAACAGCCAGGAGGGGAACACUUUCAAGCUCCAAGAGAGUAUAGACCCUGCAGGUGAGGAGACCAUGUCCCCAACUUCUCCAACCUUAAUGCCCCGUAUGCGAAGCCAUUCUUUCUAUUCAGUCAAUAUGAAAGACAAAGGUGGUAUAGACAAGUUGGAAAGUAUUUUUAAAGAAAGGUCCCUGAGUCUGCAUCGGGCUACUAGUUCCCACUCAGUAACAAAAGAAUCCAAAGCUCCCAUAGCACCUACAAACACCUUGGCCAUUGUUCCAGACUCCAGAAGACCGUCGUCGUGCAUCGACAUCUAUGUCUCUGCCAUGGAUGAGCUCCACUGUGACAUAGACCCUCUGGACAAUUCCAUGAACAUCCUGGGGCUGGGUGAGCCAAGCUAUUCAGCUCCAGCACCUUCCACAGCCCCUUCAAGUAGUGCCUAUGCAACCCUUGCACCCACAGACAGACCUCCAAGCCGGAGCAUCGAUUUUGAAGACAUCACCUCCAUGGACACUAGAUCUUUUUCUUCAGACUACACCCACCUCCCAGAAUGCCAAAACCCCUGGGACUCAGACCCUCCAAUGUACCACACCAUUGAGCGUUCUAAAAGUAGCCGCUACCUAGCCACCACACCUUUUCUUCUAGAAGAGGCCCCCAUUGUGAAAUCUCAUAGCUUUAUGUUUUCUCCUUCAAGGAGUUAUUAUGCCAACUUUGGGGUGCCUAUGAAAACAGCAGAAUAUACAAGUAUUACAGACUGUAUUGACACAAGGUGUGUCAAUGCCCCUCAAGUGAUUGCUGACAGAGCCACCUUCCCUGGAGGUCUUGGAGACAAAGUGGAGGACUUAUCUUGCUGCCAUCCUGAACGAGAAGCAGAACUGAGUCACCCUAGCUCUGACAGUGAGGAGAAUGAGGCCCGAGGCCGGAGAGCUGCCAUUGCCAUAUCCUCCCAAGAGGGUGACAACUCAGACAGAACCUUAUCCAACAACAUCACGGUUCCCAAAAUAGAGCGCGCCAACAGCUACUCGGCAGAGGAGCCAAGCGCGCCAUAUGCACACACCAGGAAGAGCUUCUCCAUCAGUGACAAGCUCGACAGGCAGCGGAACACAGCAAGCCUGCGAAACCCCUUCCAGAGAAGUAAGUCCUCCAAGCCAGAAGGCCGAGGGGACAGCCUGUCCAUGAGGAGACUAUCCAGAAUGUCGGCCUUCCACAGCUUUGAAAGCAAGCACAACUAAACCAUCUUACUGUGCAUUGCAGGAGGCUCAAUAACCCAGUCCUAAAAGUCUCCUCAAACUCCACCCCCACCCCCCCACACACUUCCUUAAAUCCUACCUACUUUAUUCUUAGCUGAGCAAAACAAGCAAUGCAUUGGGAGAUGUUAAUUCAAAGGUGACUUCUGGGCCACAGAUCAAGAAAGUAUUUGAUCUGACCCAGUGCCAAACACAGGGGAGCUAAAGCAUGUUCAUGCUUGCUGGGUAGGGAGGGGAAAGGGGGAAAAGAAGGGUUAGAGAUGAAUGUGUAUUGCCAGUCACUGCAGAAAGCCAUGAGCUCUGGGGACCAAGGGGGCUUCAAGCAUUCUCCAUGCCAGGAGGCAUCUUGUGAUUUUUGUCCAUUAUCAAGAAUUGAGAACUAAAUUGCAAAAUAAAGUAAAAUAGCCAGCAUACAAAAUGAGAUAUUCUAAACUUCAAUUCUGUUUUCUUUUCGCAUUGGCUCCAUCACUGGUGACUGAUGAAGAGCAUCCUUUUUAUUCAGUAUAAGCCGGCAGCAAGCAGUUCUACCUAACGUCCCACAUUCUUCUCAUGCCUCCACUUCUGUAAUUGGUCAUUAUAAAGAAAAAACAAGGUAACAGUCAUAGUUCACCUGUCUCUUAUCUAUUCACUUCUGGUGCCACAACUGUUUAUCUUUUUUGAAGAAAAUAAGGGAACAGAAAUGCCUUUGUGUCUUGCAAUCAAAAUGAAAGAAGAGUUGAUGUUAAAAACAAAAGUCACGUGAUUUAUUACAUAGAGUGGGCAUUCAAGUAGAGUCAAGCAAGCUCAGGAUGAAUGUGAUUAAAUAAUUUUAUAUUUUAAAGUUUAUUUUGUAUCUCACCUGUCAUCAGUGAAGUCACUCAUGAGUAUAUAAUAUUGAACUUUAAAAAAAAAGUGGGCAAAACUAACCUAAAACUGCCAUGUGGGAUAUUGCUAUAGUCUCACCAUUCAUAACGUGUUAUGAUGCUGUGUGAUCUUCAUCAUUUGCAUGACUCCACCGUGUCCUCUGAACACUUCCAAGAAGAAACUGCCAAUUUUUCACACCACUCAUCACAUGACCAUUUUGUAUACGAACACAUGGUUAUAUGUGGAUAUUUUCAUACCUAGAGUUUGCCAUCUAAUCUGAGCUCAGCAUAAAUUUAAUUGGAGUUUUUCAAGGGCUGGUAUCUUUUUUUUUUUCAUGGAAAUGUUCCAAAGUACUUUUUAGGAAGUUUCAAAACCAUAAAUAACCUUAGAAUUGACUGGGAGUUUGGUAUCAACCCAAAGCCAUCAGUGGCAGGCAUACCAUGAAUGUUUUUCUUAUAUACAGAGCUAUUUUUUAAAAAAAAAGAUACAGUAGACCACAAUAGAAAGCAAAUAAACCAUAUAAAGAGUCCUAUAGUGUAUGCUGCUUAUAUACAUAUGUAUGCAUUUACACAGAGACACGUGUUUAUAUAUAGUAUAUAAACAGACAUAAAGAGCUUUCUUAAGAGGCUUGGACUUUUCUAUCACCUGGAAGUAUUAUCAAGAUUUUUUAAUAUCCAAGGAGUUCCACUGAGAGAGUUCAUUAUGCUAUUAAACCAACUGCUGAAAUUAUGACUU